Molecule: messenger RNA, 1596 nt
Organism: Chilo suppressalis (striped riceborer)
Lineage: Eukaryota; Metazoa; Arthropoda; Insecta; Lepidoptera; Crambidae
Source: the annotation of a GenBank genome assembly
GGGCAUUGUUCCCUUUGCCUUCCCUAAAACGGGAGAACUUCAACAAGAAGAAGGUAAGUACCUACUCUGUUCUGUGGUCCAACUGUUGAUCGAGUGAAGUUUUCUGUUGAUAAUUUCCGUACCUUAACCUCUCAAUAACAUAACUGUGACAGUUUUCUAAGACCUAGAAAAAUGUUCAAUACAUGCAGUGUUAUGGGUUGUGAGAGUAGACGAAAGGACGUUGCAUUUUACAAAAUACCCAAAUCUGAGACAGGACUCCUUUGGUUAAAACAUUUACAGAAUUCCAAUUCUGUCCAACGUGAUAAGUGCUUCGUGUGUGCCAAACACUUCGAAAAACGGUGCUUCACAAGUUCACGAUUAAGAUCUAGGUUGCAUUCAAGUGCCAUCCCAACAUUGUUCACUGAGAGUGAGAUUAAUAAUGCAGUUCCUGAUGCAACCGGGAAAGUGACCUCUGCGACUGAACUACUAAUGGACCAUGACUAUUCUAGAAAAAGGAAGCAUCAAGUUGAUCAUUCAUACUGUAAAGUUGAUAUUGUGAACAAACAGAUGCAGCCACAAACUGUUACAGAUAAGAAAGCUGAAGAUUCCACUCCUAGAGCAGAGUUACCAGCUGAAAAUUCAAAACAUUCAGUAGAAACAAUUGAGGAAUAUUUGAGUGACUUUGAGAGUGGGCCAGAAUGUCAACCUGAGACUGAAUCACAAGAAGACACUGCAACAGAUGAUACUUCGGAUCACCUGUUAGUGUGUCGUGGAUGUUUCGCCACUGACGUCAAAAUGUUUGAUCUAGACUCGAUGGAUUUGAAGCAAACAUUUGAAGAAUUCGUCGGAAAAACGAAGGUGGAGGAAUUGCCACAUUAUUUGUGCUCGUAUUGCGCGACAUCGCUCGUCAGGUUCUCGCAGUACAGGGAGAGGUGUCGACGCGCGGAAGUGUUGCUGCAACACUUGAGCGACAACAACAUGCUAAAUCCCACACUCAUCAAAUCCAUAGACAGGCCAUAUUACAAAGUAAACUUGAACUUGUCUAUAUCCAAACUCGUGCAUAUGGAAACCGAUGAGAUAGAAAUCAAAACGGAAGAUGUCGAAGAAGAACAAGAAGAAGAAGAUGUAACAUCAGACCGGGAAGAAAGUGGAAUGUAUGCUAAUAUUGUUACUAAUGACAAGAUGUUACAAACGGAUGAAGGAAUUAGUGAAACUAAUCCAUCCGUUAAAUAUUUACAAACAGAUGAUGUAGCAGACAUGGAUAUUGAUCAAUCCAAUGUAUAUUUGCAAGGAAAUAAAGAAGGAAUUACUAAUAUAGGACAACAAGAUGUUGAAGCGGAAAUCAACAAUAUUGGACAAUACGUGGAUUGCAUCGAAGAAAAUGAUCCAGAAAUAAGUCAUAGCAAACAAUCUGAAGAUGACAUGGACACUAAAGUUAUAGAAGAGUUUUUAAAUAGGAUAAAUAAAAUAAAUAGUCCUACAAAAAAGAAGAGCAUAGUGGAUAAGUAUGCGAAGGAACUCUCUAUGGAAGUUAAGGUUUUGACCAAAGAGGAGCAAUUGGAAUCGUGCAGGCGAGGAAAUCGUCAAGCAACUAUUUAAAUUCAAAAUUUAGGUGAG